UUUCCUCCUUCUUCGACGGAUUUUCUCGGGAUAACAAAACAAGCAAAGGGCUCACUGAUUCUGAAACCUUACCAUUUACCAGUCAAUCAUCAUGCUUAUUUAGAUGUAUCAAUCUCUAUCUUCUUCGCUUUAAACUUUGUCUUCCUCUUCCACACAAAUAUCCCGGCAAUAUGAAUUUUUCCUGGUCCCUUUUCACCAACGGAUUCCUACUCAUUGUUCUUUAUUUUCUCUUCUUCAGUGACUCAGGCGCAAAGGUCGUAAACCUUGAUGUUCAUAAAGCCAAGAAUCUGGUCCAAAGUGGCCAUGUCUAUCUCGAUGUCAGGAGGGUUCAAGAUUUCCAGAAAGGACAUGUCGAUGCAGAUAAGAUCAUUAACAUUCCUUACCUGCUCGAUACGCCAAAGGGUAAGGUGAAGAACCCAGAAUUUCUGAAGCAGAUUUCAUGUGCUUGCGACAAAGAAGAUCACAUUAUUGUGGGCUGCGAUUGUGGCGUGAAAUCUCUGUAUGCAGCUGCUGAACUUCAGGCUGAUGGCUUUAAGGACGUGAAGAACAUGGAAGGAGGCUAUCGGGAUUGGGUUAAGAACAGGUUUCCUGUGAAAUUGUGAAAGUGAAACCACUUGCAGUCAAUCGGGGAUACCAAACAGUACACAAGUGAAUAGUGCAGUUGUUAUAUAUGGUAUAUAUUUGGAUUAGUUUUUUUAGACAUGAUUUUACAGUGCAUAAAGUAAAUAUGUAAAAAGAGUAUUAUGUUUUUUUUUUCCCACACAUGAUUUUAUAGCGUAAAAAAUAAAUUUGUGAGAGUAGUGUUAUCUUGAUGUGCAUGUAUUUUUUUCAAGUGCUUCUAGAGGUUCCCAAACUCCCCUAACAUAGCAACUUGAGUCAUAAUCCUAAAGGCUAUUUGUUUAGAGAAAAAA
Molecule: messenger RNA, 911 nt
Organism: Neltuma alba
Lineage: Eukaryota; Viridiplantae; Streptophyta; Magnoliopsida; Fabales; Fabaceae
Product: thiosulfate sulfurtransferase 18-like
Exons: 5
Coding region: 171-602 (143 amino acids)
Molecular function (GO): catalytic activity
Source: RefSeq, a predicted model, not a curated record